Molecule: messenger RNA, 565 nt
Organism: Gekko japonicus
Lineage: Eukaryota; Metazoa; Chordata; Lepidosauria; Squamata; Gekkonidae
Gene: SFT2D2
Product: SFT2 domain containing 2
Exons: 9
Coding region: 2-484 (160 amino acids)
Biological process (GO): vesicle-mediated transport
Cellular component (GO): membrane
Source: RefSeq, a predicted model, not a curated record
AAUGGACAAGCUGAAGCGGGUUCUAAGCGGGCAGGACGCGGAAGAGCCGGGUCCCCUGGCCGAGGUAGUUGAUGCAUCUUCUCUAAGCUGGAGCACCAGGUUGAAAGGUUUCAUAGCGUGUUUUGCUUUAGGAGUUCUCUGCUCUAUUUUGGGUAGUUGCCUGCUAUGGGUGCCCAGGAAAGGACUAAUACUGUUUGCAGUAUUUUAUACACUGGGAAAUAUCUUAUCCCUUGGAAGCACCAUCUUCCUUAUGGGGCCUAUGAGGCAACUGAAAAGAAUGUUUGAACCAACCCGCUUGAUAGCUACUAUAGUCAUGCUUUUGUGUCUCAUAUUGACCUUGUGUUCAGCUUUCUGGUGGCACAACAAGGGACUUGCGCUUAUCUUCUGCGUGUUGCAGUUUUUUGCCUUAGCAUGGUAUAGCAUUUCCUAUAUACCAUUUGCAAGGGAUGCUGUGAAGAAAUGUUUUGCUGUGUGCCUCUCCUAACAGGGAAGUGAGAAGUUUCGUCUCUGUAUAAGGAAAUGUCGCAAUGAGGAGUGGAAGACCUGCACAACCAUUAUCGCCUUC